GAUGUUUCAUUUUAACAAUUAAUAAAAGAAUGAAUGCUGUGAUAGACUUUUAAUUUAUUGUCAAAUUAUUAAUUUAUCUAAUUUUUGUGGUUAACAUUUAAAUUGGAUGUCCAAGAAUGUUAGAAAACAAGAAUGUUAGAAGACACAAGCAGAAUGUCAUAAACAGAUCUAAUAAGAGCUAUUACAUAAAUAAAGGAAGCGAGUGGGCGGCAACAGUAUCCAUGGUGAUUAGUUACUGAGACUCAAGUUUAUCUUUCAAAAAGUUCAAGACAGUCAUUACAGUUUGUAAAUAAACAAUGAUGAAAAUUAGCAGAACAUACCAACACUAAACAGCUGACAUGAAGGUCUGUAAAAUUUACGUCUUUUUUCUCUUUCUGUUGCUGAACAAAACCCAGGAGGAUGAUACAGGUAAGAAAAACAGACAGUAGGGACAUUUACGCCUACAUCCAAUAACAGAGAAAAAUCCAAAAUAACUUUCUCAGAUUUUAAGUUAUGGAGUUAAGACAUCAUUCAGUGUAGAUUAUUUAGGUUUGUAUGACAAUUUUACAGGCUAUAGACAAAUCAGUAAAACAUAAGCUUCAUUACAUUAACCUUAUUUGCAAAUAUUUACACUCUCCUAUGUCAGUUAAGUAAACAAUGCAAUUCAUAGUCUUGUUUCUUGCUGCUUUCUGUGCAUGCUACUGCCAUUUCUCCUUACUCUUGGGCUUACAGUAACAGAGGACAUCGGAGUUUAUCAGCUGGAACGCUUAGUGGAGCUGCUGACCUCCAAAGAGUGUGAGGACCUCCUGAUUGCCCUGUCUCGCCCAGAAGAGGACAUUUUUCAGCACAUUGACCAUCUGUCUCCAGAAAAUAAUCAGCUGGAUCUCAAACUUCGAGCCAAGAGAGACACCUCUGCUGCGUCCACAGAAGAUGAAAAGGGUCAAUGCAGAACAGCUCUGACAGAUUGGAUGCUAGAGUUUGGUGAGAAGACAUACUACGACAAGCUCUCUCGCGCUUUGCAGCACGUUGGCAGAACAGACAUCGCCUUGGAAGUGGGGAAGAACAUCAACCAGGAUAAAGCCUUAAGCUUGAAGCGCUACGUUGAGGACUACGAGAAACAUGCCAAAUCCCUAAACAGCCGCUUCACGAAUGCAGAUGCAAAUCAGGAGCAGCGGGCUCAUCAAAGAUUCAGAAAAAUAAAGAUUGGGGAUCUGACGUGGCGUGACCUGGAUCUGAUCGUGAGACGAGCUCCUGUACCUCCGUAUCCCAGGGGGCCUCUGGAUGUAGUUCUUCCCAUUUUUUAUGGCCUCCUGCUGAGCUCAGUUUCAUGUGCAGUUGUACUCCUCAUCGUUAUGCUCGUCUGCCAAAGGUCAAGUUGAUUUUAGGAUGAAAUCAGGAUUUCAGAAGCAGAAAUGUUUGUCUGUGUGAAGAGAAUGAGAACAAUGUAGCAUUGCA
This is a messenger RNA of Cyprinodon variegatus (sheepshead minnow), 1434 nucleotides long. RefSeq lists its product as uncharacterized. Bases 675 to 1358 code for a protein of 227 amino acids. Lineage: Eukaryota; Metazoa; Chordata; Actinopteri; Cyprinodontiformes; Cyprinodontidae. The record is from RefSeq and is a predicted model, not a curated record. The transcript has 4 exons.